UACAUUUGGUGUUGUCUUCAAAUACACGUGCUGCACGCGGCUGGUUAAAGGAAUCUAUUAAUUGUAAAUUUAAGACAAAAUUACCUUAAAAUGGGUGCAAGAAGACCGCCAGAAGUGCACAUGUUUCCUUCGGACCUGGAGUUCGCUGUGUUCACACCCGAGGAGAUACGGAAACUGAGCGUGGUUAAAAUAAUCACUGGCCUCACAUUUGAUGCAUUGGGACAUCCAAUACCCGGUGGCCUAUACGACAUUCGAUUGGGCUCCUAUGGCCGCUGCAUGGAUCCCUGCGGCACAUGUCUUAAAAUGCAAGACUGUCCCGGCCAUAUGGGUCACAUUGAACUCGGCUCACUGGUCUACAAUCCGUUCUUCAUUAAACUGGUGCAGCGAUUAUUAUGCAUCUUCUGUCUGCACUGUCACAAGCUGCAAAUGAGAGAUCAUGAAAGCGAGAUUAUCAUGCUUCAGUUGCGUCUGAUUGACGCUGGCUAUAUUAUUGAAGCGCAAGAACUGGAGCUGUUUAAAUCAGAAGUUGUUUGCCAAAACACAGACGAGAUGGUGAAACUGGACAAUGGCGAUGCUGUGCAUCCGCGCAUCGCAGCGGUCCAAGAGAUGUUGGCCAAGAAUGUAAGCAAUGCCAGCAAUGCUACUAAAACAAGCUGCUCCUUGCGCACAGCCAUUACGCAUGCUGCUCUGCAACGUGGCUCCAGCAAAAAGUGUCGGCACUGCAACAAGUCCAUGCGCUUUGUGCGCUACUUGCAUCGCCGUCUUGUCUACUAUGUGACCAUUGCUGAUAUGAAGGAACGAAUAGGCGAUGUGCCCGAAAGCAGUGGCCAGAACAAGGUUAUAUUUGCCGAUGAGUGCCGGCGCUAUCUGCGAAAGAUCUAUGAAAACUAUCCGGAAUUUCUGAAGCUACUUGUGCCGGUGCUAAACCUGAACAGCAGCGAGUCAAGCCCCAGCGAAGAUUACUCGCCCGUUGAUAUAUUUUUCAUGGAUACGAUACCAGUUACACCGCCGCGUGCCCGCCCAAUGAACGUUAUUAACGACAUGAUGAAGGGGAAUCCGCAGACGGACAUCUAUGUAAACAUAAUUGAGAACAAUCAUGUCCUCAAUGUGAUACUCAAGUUUAUGAAGGGACAGCAGGACAAAUUGAAUGACGCAGCUAGAGCAGCCUAUCAAAACAUGCGCGGCGUUAGCGGACAUGAGAAGCUCUAUAAUGCAUGGCUGUCGUUGCAGAGCUCGGUGGAUGUGUUGCUCGACGUCAACUUGUCGCGCGACAUCAAGUCCGCCGAGGGCCUUAAACAAGUGCUGGAAAAGAAGGAGGGUCUCAUACGUAAGCACAUGAUGGGCAAGCGCGUCAAUUACGCCGCGCGUACCGUCAUCACACCCGACCCCAAUAUCGAUGUGGAUGAGAUCGGUAUACCGGACAUAUUUGCGCGCAAGCUCUCCUAUCCGGUGCCGGUUACCGAAUGGAAUGUCAUUGAGUUGCGAAAAAUGGUGAUGAAUGGACCAGAUGUGCAUCCGGGCGCCAACUACAUACAAGACAGCAAAGGCUUGACCACCUAUAUACCCGCCGACAAUGCGGCCAAGCGCGCCAGUAUGGCUAAACUGUUGCUGUCCAAUCCUAAGGAUGGCGUCAAAAUUGUCCAUCGCCAUGUUCUAAAUGGUGACGUGCUGCUGCUCAAUCGUCAGCCUUCGCUGCACAAGCCCUCAAUUAUGGCGCACAAGGCCCGCAUAUUGCAUGGCGAAAAGACCUUCCGCCUUCACUACUCCAACUGCAAGGCCUACAAUGCUGAUUUCGAUGGUGACGAGAUGAAUGCGCACUAUCCCCAAAGCGAAGUAGCACGCGCCGAAGCCUAUAACCUUGUGAACGUGGCCAGCAACUACCUGGUGCCCAAGGACGGCACUCCACUGGGAGGCCUUAUUCAGGAUCAGGUUAUUUCGGGCGUGAAACUGUCCAUACGCGGUCGCUUCUUCAACCGCGAGGAUUAUCAGCAGUUGGUCUUCCAGGGCCUGUCGCAUCUUAAGGGCAAUGUCAAGCUACUGCCACCGUCUAUACUGAAGCCCGCAAUAUUGUGGUCUGGAAAGCAAGUACUUUCAACUAUAAUCAUUAAUCUGAUACCGGAUGGAUAUGAGCGCAUCAACUUGGAUUCCUUUGCCAAAAUUGGCGGCAAGAACUGGAAUGUGGCCAGGUCGCGUAAGCCUUUGUGUGGCUCAACUCCCCAGGAGCAAGAGUUGAGUGAGAGUCAGGUGCAAAUACGUAACGGCGAGCUUCUUGUGGGCGUGCUCGACAAGCAGCAGUAUGGCGCAACCACCUUCGGUCUGAUCCACUGCAUGUACGAGCUGUAUGGCGGUGAUGUGUCCACGCGUCUGCUCACCGCCUUCACAAAGGUAUUCACCUUCUUCCUGCAGCUCGAGGGCUUCACGUUGGGCGUCAAAGAUAUUUUGGUAACCGAAGAGGCGGACCGCAAGCGCCGCAAGAUCAUUCACGAGUGCCGCGAUGUGGGAAAUAGCGCCGUUGCUGCUGCCCUGGAGUUGGACGAUGUGCCGCCACACGACGAGCUGGCCGAGCAAAUGGAGGCUGCCUAUGUUAAGGAUGCAAAGUUCCGAGUUCUGCUCGAUCGCAAAUACAAAUCUAUGUUAGAUGGCUACACUAAUGACAUUAACAAAACUUGUCUGCCUGGUGGGCUCAUCAGCAAGUUUCCAUCAAACAAUCUGCAAUUGAUGGUUCUAUCGGGCGCGAAAGGAUCCAUGGUUAACACCAUGCAAAUCUCUUGCCUGCUUGGUCAAAUUGAGCUGGAAGGUAAACGACCUCCGUUGAUGAUAUCUGGCAAAUCUCUGCCCAGUUUUACGUCAUUUGAGACAUCCCCGAAAUCGGGCGGCUUCAUUGAUGGUCGCUUCAUGACAGGAAUACAGCCGCAGGACUUUUUCUUUCACUGCAUGGCUGGUCGUGAAGGUCUCAUCGAUACAGCUGUGAAAACAUCCCGUUCCGGUUAUCUGCAGCGCUGUUUAAUCAAGCACUUGGAGGGGUUGAGCGUGCAUUAUGAUCUGACUGUGCGCGAUAGUGACAAUAGUGUGGUGCAGUUUCUUUACGGCGAGGAUGGUCUGGACAUACUAAAGGCCAAGUUCUUUAACGGAAAGUUCUGCGCUGACUUCCUUACACAAAACGCUAAGGCCGUUUUGCGGCCCAGCCAGCUGCAGCUGAUGAAGGAUGAAGAGUGCCUCGCCAAAGUAAAGCGCCACGAGAAGCACAUUAAAAGCUGGCAGAAGAAGAAGCCAGCGAAAUUGUAUGCGGCAUUCACACACUUUUCGAAGGAGCUUCGUAACGAUGUGGAAGUUGACCGACCCAAUGAGAUAAAUACCAAGACGGGACGCAGACGGUUCGAUGAGGGGCUGCUCAAGCUGUGGAAGAAGGCGGAUGCUGAAGACAAGGCACUGUAUCGCAAGAAGUAUGCACGCUGUCCCGAUCCUACCGUUGCCGUAUACAAACAAGACAAUUACUAUGGUUCAGUUUCGGAGCGCACACGUCAAUUAAUCGAGGACUAUGCAGCCAAGCAUCCAGCACAGAAGCAUAUCAUUUCUGACAUUAUGCACAUGAAGAGCAUUAAGGCGCUAGCGUCGCCUGGCGAACCAGUGGGUCUGAUUGCAGCUCAGUCGAUUGGCGAGCCGUCCACCCAGAUGACACUGAAUACUUUCCAUUUUGCUGGCCGUGGUGAAAUGAACGUCACUCUGGGUAUACCGCGCCUUCGCGAAAUUCUCAUGUUGGCGUCCUCAAAUAUCAAGACCCCUUCAAUGGAUAUACCAAUCAAGCCGGGACAGCAACUAAAUGCGGAGAAGCUGCGCAUUUCGCUCAACUGUGUGACUCUGGCCAGUCUGCUGGAAUCCGUGCACGUUAACACAAGCCUGACCCUGGAACCCGAACGAGCAUAUGUCUACGACUUGCACUUUAAAUUCCUACCACGCGAGAUGUACAAGGAGGAUUUCUGCGUGAAGCCUAAGCGUAUUAUCAAAUACAUGCAUCAGACGUUCUUCAAGCAGCUUAUUCGUGCUAUUCUAAAGGUGUCCAAUGCCAAGAAGACUUCAAAAAUCGUCGUGGUAGAUGAGAAAAAGGAGGGUGGCAACAGACAGGACGAAGACAAUGAUCAAGAGUUGGAUGCUGCUGAUGAUGUUGGUCCACAAAAAGUAGCAGACAAUGAUGACGACUCCUCAGAUGAUGGCGGUGACGAUGAUGCAACUGGCAUUAAGCUUAAGCAGCGUAAGACCGACGAAAAUGACUAUGACGAUCCGGAUGAUGUUGAAGAAAUUAUAGAUGCCAAUGAUGACGAAGACGAGCACGAUGAAGAGGAUGCAGACGGAAAUGAACAAGCAAACGAAGAAAAUAAUGAAGUGGAUGACAAGUCGGUGGAAAAGCUACUGAGCAACCAAAUGGUGCAGGAUUACACCUACGACAAAGAUCAGCAUCUUUGGUGCCGAGUGAAGCUUAAUCUCAGCGUGCGCUACCAGAAGCCUGAUCUGACAUCUAUUAUACGUGAAUUGGCCGCUAAGAGCAUUGUACAUCAAGUGCCGCAUAUAAAGCGCGCUAUAAUCUACAAGGGCAAUGAUGAUGAGCAACUGUUGAAAACAGAUGGAAUCAACAUUGGUGAAAUGUUCCAGCACAACAAAAUCCUGGAUCUGAAUCGUUUGUACUCUAACGAUAUUCAUGCUAUAGCACGUACAUAUGGCAUAGAAGCUGCGACCCAGGUCAUUGUCAAGGAAGUCAGCAAUGUGUUCAAGGUUUACGGAAUUACCGUGGAUCGCAGGCAUUUGUCACUGAUUGCCGACUACAUGACCUUUGAUGGCACUUUCCAGCCGCUCUCACGCAAAGGCAUGGAACACUCUUCUUCGCCGCUACAGCAAAUGUCCUUCGAAUCGAGCUUGCAGUUCCUGCGCAGCGCAGCCGGCUUUGGUCGCCCUGACGAGCUAAAUUCACCAUCAAGUCGUCUAAUGGUGGGCUUACCUGUGCGAAACGGCACUGGUGCCUUUGAAUUGUUAACCAGAAUAUGCUAAUUGUAAAUUAACAUUUGUUUAAAUAAAUACUGGUUCCAUUUUUAAGCCAAUAAUCGAUACCUUUA
Molecule: messenger RNA, 5105 nt
Organism: Drosophila mojavensis
Lineage: Eukaryota; Metazoa; Arthropoda; Insecta; Diptera; Drosophilidae
Gene: RpI1
Product: DNA-directed RNA polymerase I subunit RPA1
Exons: 10
Coding region: 91-5040 (1649 amino acids)
Biological process (GO): DNA-templated transcription
Cellular component (GO): RNA polymerase I complex
Molecular function (GO): DNA binding; DNA-directed RNA polymerase activity
Source: RefSeq, a predicted model, not a curated record